This is a messenger RNA of Colias croceus (clouded yellow), 2092 nucleotides long. Its product is annotated as L-asparaginase 1-like. The coding region runs from base 116 to 2053 and encodes 645 amino acids. Gene Ontology annotation, biological process: amino acid metabolic process. The transcript has 13 exons. NCBI's taxonomy places the organism in Eukaryota, Metazoa, Arthropoda, Insecta, Lepidoptera, Pieridae. The record is from RefSeq and is a predicted model, not a curated record. Gene Ontology annotation, molecular function: asparaginase activity; protein binding.
AAUAAGGUCAUUCAUUCCUUUUCUCGACACUCAGCAUCUGCCAGUUGAAAUUGCUCAUACAUUCUAUAAGAAUUACGUUCCGUGAAAAUAAAUAAAAAAGUUACAAACGUCUGUGAUGGAAAACAAGGUUUCCGAACUGAUCGAUGAUGGAAAUGCGCGGUUAAAUAACCUCAAAAAUGGUGUCAAUUCAGAUGUGAAUACUGCAAGUUUAAAAGUGGCGGCCAAAGUGAAAAAAGCGAGGAGUUUUAUGGAGUUAUCCGUUAGUACUUCGCAAUCUGUUAAAUCUUUAGGCAAAAAUGAUAGGCGUGUGUUGGUUAUUUAUACCGGUGGAACGAUUGGAAUGGUGAAAAAUAAAGAAGGAGUGUUAAUACCACAGAAAGGAGCUUUCGAGAAUCUUAUCCGAGGGUACCCACAACUACAUGACAAUGUAUACUGGAGGCACAGAUUAAGCGACACAGAUUUCGACACUUCAUUUUUAGUAUUACCAGAGGCCAAAGAGAUCGAUUUAAGGAUUUGCUACAAAAUCGUAGAAUAUGAAACUCUCUUGGAUUCGUCCAACAUGACUGAAGUGGAAUGGAUCCGUAUUGCAGAAGAUAUUAUGAAAUACUAUGGCGAGUACGACGGAUUCGUGGUCCUCCAUGGCACAGACACACUGUCCUAUACCGCCUCUGCGCUAUCUUUUAUGUUCGAAAAUAUCGGGAAAUGCAUCGUUCUCACUGGCUCGCAGAUACCAAUAUUUGAGCCUCGGAGUGACGGCGCGGAUAACUUCGUGUCAUCGCUUUUGAUCGCCGGGGGGUUAAAUAUACCCGAAGUUACUGUUUUCUUUAGCAGCAAGUUGUUUAGAGGAAAUAGAACUCGGAAGGUAUCGGUGAACAACUUAUACGCGUUUGAUUCACCGAAUUGCGUGCCCUUGGUCGAAGUUGGGAUAGACUUUGAAGUGAACAAGAAAGCGAUCUUCAAGCCCAGUACAAUAGAAAAGUGUCACUUGCACGCAAAGAUGUCCAAAAAUGUGGGGCUUUUGAGAAUAUUCCCUAGCAUUAGUUCUUCUGUGAUUAGGGCGUUCUGUCAACCGCCUAUUGAAGGUGUAGUCCUAGAAAGCUACGGGUCCGGCAACAUACCGUCGAACCGCGACGACGUUUUGGAGGCAAUAGUCGCGGCAGUUAAACGCGGCGUUAUUGUCGUCAAUAUCACGCAGUGUAACCGCGGGGCGGUUGCUUCGCCUAUAUAUGAGAGUGGACGGUUGCUGUCGGAAUGUGGCGUAGUAUCGGGCUUCGAUAUGACUCCAGAAGCGGCAUUGACCAAACUAUCCUAUGUGCUGUCCAAGACUGAACUGAAUUAUCAACAGAAAGUUGAGAUGAUGAUGACAAACAUUAGAGGAGAAUUAACAAAUACAUCGUCGAUAUCUAUAGAGGAUAACACACUAAUAGACGCGUUAGCAUCGAGCCUGAAUAUUCAGUCCCCUAAAGUGCUGAUAGAAGUGACUGAGAAAGUGUUCAGCGCUUUAUUGCUAUACGCGAUAGAACAUGACGAUACUAGAGCUGUGAAGAAAAUGUUAGAUAUGGGAGCUGAUGUGAACGCACAGAACUCGGAAGGCAGAACAGUCCUCCACGAAGCGAUUAUAAAAGGAAACCUGUCGAUUAUCGAAUAUUUGCUGAAGAACGGCGCUAAUGUUCAUUUAAAAACUCGUUCCGGCGAGUCCCCGCUCCUAACUGCGGUUCAACACGACAACCACGCCGCCAUUAAGCUACUACUGCAGUGCGGGGCUCAACUCUUAUACACGCCAGUACGAGAACUGGUCUCAAUGGCCGCUCGUUCUGGUCUAACUACGAGAUUGGCAACCCUGCGACUGGCGGGAGUAGACCUGGAUAGUAAGGAUGAACUGGGACAUACAGCUCUACAUGAGGCAGUGCUAUGCAACCAUCCUGCCACCGUUCGCUAUUUACUGGACAAUGGCGCCAAUAAAGACAUACAGGAUAUUCUGGGGUUCACUCCCUUGGACUGCGCUGAGAAGCUCAAAUCUAAACCUAUUAUAGAUAUGUUAAAAAAUAAUUGAAUAGAAUUUAUAUGAAAAGAAAUCUCAGUUGGAUCUGAA